Dreissena polymorpha is the source of this 1445-nucleotide messenger RNA. RefSeq lists its product as uncharacterized. The coding region runs from base 489 to 1445 and encodes 318 amino acids. Lineage: Eukaryota; Metazoa; Mollusca; Bivalvia; Myida; Dreissenidae. The transcript has 2 exons. The record is from RefSeq and is a predicted model, not a curated record.
UCUGUUUCACCAGUCCACAGGCAACACAGACCAACCAACUCACUCUUUUCACCCAGAACAGCUUCCAGUUUCACUACAAGCUGAUCCGGGGGAAAACUCGAAAAAAAAGCAGCGGCCAUGAGUCACAGGGUCUUAAGCACAGAUGAAUCUGAAGAAAAGUGAAAAAAAGCGCGGGGAAUAUUAGCACACGCAGGAGUAGAGGCAAGAAAGCCACCCAGUUUAAGCUGGGACACAAGCCAAAAUGGACUACAUCCACUGAAAUACACCAACCUGGAGUUUCCAGUGCAAGUUCCGAGGCGCCGAAAGCUUCUAAACGACUGGUACGGCUGACAGACAAGGAAGCCAGGGACAGUCAAUUCGUCAGAACCACAGCAGGGUUAGCACAGGCAGACACUCUGGCAUACACUCUCAGACCUAAACCUGAAAAGGAAGAAAAAACAGAUUGUGAGUGUGACCGCAAUGAAAAUUUCAUUGUGAAUAAUGAGAAAAUGCUGGCACUUAUUAAAGAUGUACAUGCAAGUGGUUGUAAGAAGCCAAACAUGAAAAUGAAAGUUACACGUGCUGGUCUGUGUGUCUACAUCUGUGUAAAAUGUAGUUACUGUGGAUUUAAUUCGCAAACAUUGCCAAUGUCGGACACAAUCCAGACCGCAAGAGGCCCCCCUGCAGGAUUUUUGAACUAUUUAGUAGCAAUGCCAGUGCUAAAAUCUAAAAUUGGAAUGGAUGAUGUAGCUACUGUAUUAACAUGGCUUAAUAUUAAGGCGCCAUGCAAGCAAACAUUUCAAAAAAAGUUUAAUGACUUGGGACAAGCACAAACAGAACUGAGCGACAAACAAUUGGAACUAAAUCAGGACUAUGUCGCAAAUGUCAUGAAAAAAGCCGGCUUCGAACCUGAAGUUGACAUCCAAUUUGACGUCGCCUACACAUGUCGACCCCAGGGGGGAUGCGAAAAGUCUACACAAAGCUUUGGGGCCCUGGUAGAACACAAUACAGGUCAAAAACUCCCACUUGCCAUAGCCAUGGCCAACAAGCAUUGCAGAAAAAGGUACUGCAGGCAUGAUAACUGCUCAAAAACCUUUGCAGCUGAGGCCUCGAUUGCAAGCAGUGAGCGAGUAUUACUUCACAGGUCAUUGGAUAAAGUGAAAGAUGGUCCUUUGGCAGUAAGGUCAAUAACCACCGACUCUGGUACGCAAUCGGCAAAGGCUAUACGGGAUUACUAUGAGCUUAAAAAGCAAACAAAUCACUUAAAAAAGCAGACGGCCACCCACUACAAGUGCUUUGUUCACAAGCUGAGAGCUCUCGAAAGACAUGUGCGUGCCGCAAAGUCAGACAUCAAAUCCAUUCCAAAAAAGUACAACAAAGACGAAUACAUGCGUAAGCUGGCCAGCUGCCUCCGCUGCCGAGUGCGCAUUGAACUGGAAAAGACUGCGAAAACAGAGCUGCAGUGA